This is a messenger RNA of Verruconis gallopava, 4447 nucleotides long. RefSeq lists its product as hypothetical. Gene Ontology annotation, molecular function: protein serine/threonine kinase activity; ATP binding. NCBI's taxonomy places the organism in Eukaryota, Fungi, Ascomycota, Dothideomycetes, Venturiales, Sympoventuriaceae. The record is from RefSeq and is a predicted model, not a curated record. Gene Ontology annotation, cellular component: nucleus; cytosol; cytoplasm. The transcript is spliced from 3 exons. Bases 760 to 3978 code for a protein of 1072 amino acids. Gene Ontology annotation, biological process: intracellular signal transduction; protein phosphorylation; negative regulation of glycogen biosynthetic process.
CACUGCCCCAACCAGCGACAGCGGGCUUUCUCCACAACUUCGUUAACGUCUUUCCUGCCCAAGGACCGCUGCGAGUCCGGCGCAGGUGAGAGCCUCCACUGCGAAUUUUCCCAGAAUCGUCCUUUUCCAUAAUUAGAUCCCAAACCUGCUCCCUCGACGGGCUCCUCUGCCUUGAGUGCUCUUGCUCCGCUUCCCCAAUCCCACGUACGCUUAGCCUACCUAUUCUGGUCGAUUGCUGGUCAACGUCCAGCUCUCCAUGGUGAUGAGCACGCAGGACGAUCAUGGCGAUGCAAAUCAUGAGACCACACAAUCACUUCUCAGUCCGUCAUCCGCAGCCCGCGAUGAUGCAUCCUCGCACCUCACCAAAAAUCUCUCCACGAGCAACUUGCUCUCACGCGCUGAAAGCUCCGCCUUGAGUCUCAACACCAAACUGAAGGCAAGAUACUCGCUCGACGCAAAUACCGCCUUGGAGUUUGCCAGCAUGUCAAAGUACGUCUCGAUUGGCCGUAUCUCCUCUCUUUUUUAUUUUGGAAUGUCCAGCCACAGUGGGCAUGUCUCGACUCAAGUCAUGCCAGGCAACCAUGGACAGCUGUCCGCUGACCCGUGCCCUGACACAGAUCCCCAAUAAUACCAGAACAUCCAGGUGAACAUGGACUCGGUCUCUCAGGUCUUCGCCGUAUUCGACAGCCGCCUACGCUCAGCCGCGGUCCGUCCCCAGGCAGAGGUAGCACCACCGCCCCGCCGUCCCGAUCUAGCUCCAUGAACCUCGACAUCCCCAUAGAAAGGACGGUGUCUCUCGGCGCGUCGUCUGGGCCCGUAUCUCCAACUCUGAACGCGAUCGAGGACCUUCAACGAUUUCCCACCGAAUCGCUCCAUUCCUUCUCCUUUGCACAUCAAUCCGAAGAAUCCCUGGACAGGCGGCAGAGUGUGCUGAAAAGAGCUACAGAUUUCUUCCGGGACAGACUCGGCUGGGCUGCCAGCAAUCCGGGAUUGGUAGCCGCACAGGCUAAGCUUAGCGGAGACAGAGACGUGCAGAGCAUGGUUGAAUUGCUAGCAAAAGCACAGUUCAUUGGCGGUGAUGCGGAAGGUGCACAUGGAUUGGCAGGUGCAGGCCCUAUGACGGGUCCUGCGGAUCUAUCCGGCGAAAACGUGUUUGAGAGGAGCUUCAACUUCCCUCAAGCGGAGAGUCCGGUCGGGCUGGGCAUAGACGAUUCACUGCUCUCAUCUGAUCGUAACGAAUCUGCAGUCGUGCCCCACAGUGAGAAGGAAAACGAAUUCAUCGCUGAGGACACACCCUCGUCGGAAGCUCUGAACAAAGCAGCGACGGAUGCAUCGACCAAACAGGUGCGACCGCCACAUCCGAGAGCUGCUCUGAAAAGGACGUACACAAAUCUAGACGACCUCACGUUGCAGUCCAAGUUGCAAGACACUCUUGCUGAGCCGUAUUCAGUCGAGGAAACUCAUCCGGAGAGUGUUCUCUCACCACGAACGCUACCUACACUUACCGGCACCAGUACGCCGAUACUGCCUGCUUCAGCUGUCAAUCAUUCCCGUGCUGCGCCGCAUACUGCAGCACCACACGGCCAUGGGAGCAGGUGGACUCCAGCACAACAGGCAAUCUUUACAACUGAAGCAACAUCCCCCUGGACCAUCACCGCCGCUAAUGACCUUGCCUGUUUGGUUUUUGGCGUAACAAAAGCUGAAGUGCGCAAGCUUGGAAUUUUGGAGGUUGUGCGGCCAGAAAGAAGGAAGUGGCUGGAAGAGAAACUGCGAGAUCCGGAAAGCGGCUCCAUGAAAGGCAAAGGUACUUACAGCCAGAGCCAGCGUACAAGUCCCAACCACACGACAACGCUGAAUGUCGGAAGUGGAUUAACUGCACGGCUGCUCAGCAAGCCUAAUUCAAGAUCGAGUUCUAGCUCUGCCGCGAAGCGACGAGCUCAGACAGACGACGGCAGCGGAUCAUCCUACAGCCAGCGCGGCAAGGGCAAGGGCGGUGCCAAUCAUUCAGCGCAUAAAUCCCGAGGAGUCAUUCUCUGCGGUGAUGUUGUACCCAUCCAAAAACGCAACGGCGCGUCUGGCUCUGCUAGCUUAUGGGUUAAGGAGAAGAAAGGUGGCCUAAUAUGGGUUCUAGAAGAAAUUGCUGAAGACAUUGCUUACCUUGAGAUCGACGAGAUAGGCUGCAUCACAAAAGCCCAGGGUGCGAUUGAGCCGAUCUGGGAACUCGAAAACAUCAGAAGAGGCACCGAUGUCAAACGGCUGAUACCAGACCUACCCAAGUUAACUGGAACGUACACGGGUGCUCUGGACUACGAUGCGAUUGCAGAAGUCAAGACGUACACAGCGAAGACAAAGAACAACAUAAGCAUUCCCAUCACUGUCGAGCAGCUUUCCGGCGAGGGCGUGUUCCGCGUGUCGAGCUUCCCCCACAUCGCUGGAAUUAUGGUCCUGAACAGCGCAACGCUUAAGAUCUCUAGUUCAAAUGCCGUAUUUUCCAGUGCACUAUUCGGCCAGGCAAAUCCAGAUGGGCUACAUAUCACAGACAUCCUACCAGGCUUCGACAAAAUCUUGGAUCUUCUGACAGCGGAGGACCAGAUACAGCUUGUCGACGGUAUCGUCAUACCCGAACACAGUUUUCGUCGAGCACGAGCUGUCCUGGCGUUCAGAGAGGGUAAGGCAGAGGCAGAGUCGAUGUUUCUGCGUCCGACAGGUCUUCCUGCACGACACCGCGAUGGGUCAGAAAUCAUGGUCGACGUGCAGAUGCGAGUGGUCAAAAGCGAAAAGUCAGCCCCACAGAUUGAGGAAGAAGUCAUUGAAGAGGACGAAGAGCUGGAGAAGGUUGCGUCGAAACGCGAGACGGAAGUAGUGUACGCCUUGUGGGUCACGUAUUCACGACAACUGCAUGCCGCUAGCUAUAACACAACGUCAGCAGCUCUUAGCUUGACAAAGCCUAUUUCUCCGCCACACCAGCCGUCACCUGGACAAUCUUCAGCUAUGCCUACACCCAUGAUAGUGGAUGAUGAAACAGAAUCAAAGGGUCCCGCGUCACUCUUGACGACACAACUCAAAAAUGAGGCUCAGUCAGAUUCAAACACUACGCCUGUGGAUGGAGCGCUAUCACACAGCCCUUCCGAAUCUGACGGCGAACCACGCAAGAAACGCAUUGAUGACUUUUUGAUUCUGGAGGACAUGGGACAAGGCGCCUACGGACAAGUCAAACUUUGCAGGUACAAGAAAAAUUCGAAGAAGAUGGUCAUCAAAUACGUCACAAAACGACGAAUUCUUGUCGACACAUGGACACGCGAUCGCAAACUCGGCACCGUUCCACUUGAGAUUCAUGUGCUGAACUACCUCCGUCGUGAAGACCUACGCCAUCCGAACAUCGUCGAGAUGGCGGACUUUUUCGAAGACGAUAUAAAUUACUACAUCGAGAUGGUGCCACAUGGUCUCCCUGGCAUGGACUUAUUCGAUUAUAUCGAGCUCAGAGUCAACAUGGACGAGGUUGAAUGUCGGAAGAUCUUUGUACAAGUAGCACAAGCCAUUUUCCAUUUGCAUAUCAAGGCGAAAGUCGUCCACCGAGAUAUAAAAGAUGAAAAUGUGAUUUUGGAUGGCGAGGGUAACAUUAAGCUCAUUGACUUCGGCAGCGCAGCGUACAUCAAGAGUGGUCCAUUUGACGUUUUUGUGGGCACAAUUGACUACGCAGCGCCAGAGGUUCUUGCUGGCCAAAGUUACCGCGGAAAAGAGCAGGAUGUCUGGGCGCUCGGAAUUCUGUUGUACACGAUCAUCUACAAAGAAAAUCCGUUCUACAGUAUUGAUGAGAUCAUGGACCACGAUCUUCGCGUUCCGUACGUAAUGAGCGAAGCAAGCAUCGACCUCGUCCGAGCAAUGCUCAACCGAGAUGUUGACCAACGGAUAACAAUCAGCGAGGUCUUGGAACACCGGUGGUGUAGCGGGGAAGGUAUGCUCGAAGAAGGGCAUUGACACGAAGAGGGGGAAAUACUGUAUCAUUUGACAGACGCCAAUUUGCAAUUUCUAUGCUAUGCAUCAACAGGAAAAGUCACUGGAUUGGCACAUUCGCUAUUCAUGAAGACCGGCACACUUCCCUCUUGUGUUUCAAUCAGGUAUGGACAGAGACUGCGUUUGCUGAUUUUCCUCCAAGUCUUGUUCUGGCAAUGGGAAGCAAAAGUAGCACCAAAAAUACAGGCGGAUAGAACUGCAUUCAUUGUUAAUUACCCCAUGGCUGUAUGAGAGGCCGAAGGGAAAGUGAAGGCUACUCAGAUUUUGGGUCUAGCCUGUGUAUGAAAAGGAUGGAAUGGGAUGACUGGGUGAAGGGACGAGGCGAGGAUACCCGUGUUGCGCAUAGCACAAAGCUGAUGAAUUGCUACAUGAUCGCUUUCAUUGAAAAAUUUAUUCUCUAGCUUCGACCAUGACAGUUUUUUUUAUAAAAAAA